Molecule: messenger RNA, 1545 nt
Organism: Phytomonas sp. EM1
Lineage: Eukaryota; Euglenozoa; Kinetoplastea; Trypanosomatida; Trypanosomatidae
Source: the annotation of a GenBank genome assembly
AUGCUAUCCCUCUUCGAGGACGUCAUCGCGGGCUGCGUGUUGGUCGCCUACAACCUCCAACGGCAGUGCUUGGUCGAGCUCCCGCGCGAGUUCGUGGGGUUGAUGCUGCGGACCCUCGUCGUGUUCGGGCGGAUUCACAUUUUUAUGCUCCCGCACGACGGCCCGGUGGAGCCGCUGAAGCUGCAGGAGCCGGCGGUGAUCAUCUGCCACGUCGACCUCCGCUGCGAGCGCGCCCGGCUCUUCCGCCUUAGCAGUUUCGUCACGGACGUCGCCGGCCGGGUGCUGCUGACGAUGCAGGAGGAGACCCUUUCCACCCUCGACGUGAAGGACCUCAAGCCCGUGCGCGAGCAGCUCGCCUACGCCCAGAAUGAGGUGCUCGAGAAGACCUUCUGUGAGCUCUUGGCGGUGUGCAUGCGGCGCGGGGGGGAGGCGCAGCGGCAGUUUUUUAGUUUGGAUCCGCUCGAGAUCGCCGUGCGCCUCGCGAAGCGGGCGACCCUCGCGGAGAGCCAAAUCGCCGUCGUCCGGCUCAUCGCCGACGCGGCGCACCGGUGCCCGCGAAACAUCGCCCUGAUGUCGUCCGUCGUGAUUCACCCGCUGAUUCGGAUGGCGAGCGCCUCGCACAGCCCGGCGGCGCUCGCCGCCGCGUUGGAUUGCUUCAGCGACCUCGCCUUCAACGACCCGCGCGCGGCGGAGGCGACCGCGCGGCGAGGGUUUCCCUUUCCCGCCCUCCACCACGAGAUGCUCGGGACGGCGAGCUCGCCGGAGACGCUCUGCACGCGCGUGCUGCACCCCAACUCCGCCCCGUUUCAGCUGAUGCAGCGCUUCCCGCUGGGGAAUGGGGGGAUGGUGAAUUACUGCAACGCCUGCGCCCUCGCGCACCCCCCGGAGGGCGUCGUCGCGGCCGCGUCCGAGGACACCGAGUACGGCUACUUCGCCUGCCAGUGCCCGCGAUGCCAGCGCGGGGCCUUCAAACGGCCCCUCCCCCCGCCCACGAUCCCCCACACGGCGGCGAUCAAAACCCUCGCGGCGGCCGGCCUCGCGAAUCUCCUCGUCGCGAGCCUCAAGGCCUACCCGGAGAACCCGGCGGUGCUCAACGCCGUCGGUGGCGUCGUCCUCCGCAUGGAGGUGCCGGACGAGGUCGUCAAGACGCUCUUUUACGUCCUCGUCGAGCGGCGGGAGCUGCGGUCGUUCGCGGAGGCCGCGGCCGGGGUCGCGUCGCGGGCCUUUUUGCCCUGCCUCGACGCGCUCUGCAAGAACUACGCGGAGAGCGCGCUGGUGGAGUACCUCCGCGGGCCGCUCGUGAGUACGACGCCGUGUCGAGCCUCCCCGAGCACCGAGACGCCGCUGGGGGUGAUUAGCCAGGGGAAGAGCGAGGCGGGCCUCUCGCCGUCCCCGUACGGGAUCUCCGCCUACCAAAGCUCUUGCAAGAGCGAUAGCUAUCAAAGCACCGUCUUUCAAAGCCACAUGCACCCCGCGGUGGAUCUCUUUCAGAACAAUGUCGUGUCCUCGACAUUGGUGCUAGGCGAUUCAAACCAAAUUCGAUAG